AUGGUUAACAGAGCACUGAGCUGGGAGACAGAAGACCUGACUGGUUUUCCCAGUUCUGCCACUUACAUGCUGUGUGGUGCUGGGUGAGUCUUUUUCUUUCUGGAUUCACCUUCAUCUGAAAAAUGGGGCAGGGUAGUCUAUGACCUUGUAGAGUUCUUUACUUCUGGUUGAAGUGGUAGCAGGAAAGGAGAUGAUGCUCCCUUAGAGGUACACAGUAUGCUUUAUGGUAACAUGGUUCUCAGCUGGGACCUCCGCAAUAUCUGAAGAUAUUUUUAUUGCUACUCUUGGGAGAGGCAAGGGAUUCUGCUAAAUACUCUUAUAAUGCACAGGACAGAAUCCAACAAAUUAUCUGUCCAAAAUGUUAGUAUUGCCAAUAAUGAGAAACCCAUCAAACUUUAUGACUUUGCACUUGCCAGACAGGCACUUGUGCUGCUGAGCUAAACUCUGGCCCUGAGAAACCCAGUUUUAAGGGAAUUAGAUUGUACUUUUUUGCUUCUCCAUUUUAUAAUCACCUUUGCAAUUUCAGGUAAGUUCAUACUUAGUUUCUUUCCUGAUUAUCUUUGCUGUUGAGGAAAUAGGACUUUAAUUGUGUUAAAGUUAUUUGCUUAUCUUCACACAAACAGUGGUAAUUUACUAACUAGUAUUUCAGAAAAGCAGAACCACUAGCAGUGUAUAUACAUUGUCCAAUCUAACAUUUGUUUCAGGAAUCUUUUUUUUUUUGGUACCAGGGAUUGAACUCACGACCGCGUACUUGCAAGGCAGGCACUUAGGCCACUGAGCUAAAUCCCCGGCCCAGGAAUCUUACUUAGGUGUGGGAAAUGGAUAAACAGUUUCAUAAAAUGAUUUUUUUUUUUUUGUCUUUUUCCUUUUUCAUCAGUACCAGGGAUCGAACUCAGGACCACACACUUGCAAGGCAGGCGCUUAUGCUGCUGAGCUAAACCCCCAGCCCCAAUAAAAUGAUUUUUUUAAUUUGUCUUUUUGAGACAGGUCUUGCUAUGCAGUUCAGGCUGGCCUUGAGGUCGCUUUGUAGCCCAAGCUGGUCUCAAACUUGCAAUGAUCCUCCUGCCUCAGCCUCCCAAGUGCUAGGAUUACAGAGGUGUGCCAUCACGCCUGGCUAAAAUGAUUAUUUUUGUUUCUGGUGGUAGAGCUUGAAAGUCAUGGGGCAGGCAGUCCAGAAGGGAAAAAGAUAUAAAGUGAUAGAAUGGACAAGCCAGAAACCUGAAAACAGGCCAAGACUCACCUGUAUCCUCACCACCUCCAACUUUGAUGGACUGAGUAUCCUGCAGGAGAAGCUGUUGGCUUGGGAAUAAGCAACUGUAAGAGUGUCUAGGGGAAGGAAUAGCAGUUACAGGCCCAACUGCUAUCCCACACCCGCAAGGUAGCCAACAAAUUGGCAACAUGUGUGUGACCUACAGAAGUGCAUGCCCCACGCUUGUGAGCUGAAACAAACUAGUUGCUGUUUCAUUUCCACUUUUUAAAUUUUACACAAAGAUAUCCUAUGGUUCACCAUAAGCAAAAAAUACACAAGGAAGGAAAUUCUGGAGAAGAGUUCAACCUAACCAAACUAAGUCAUAUUGCAUAUUACAGUGCUACAACUGAGUCUCUGGUUUUUGUUGUUUGUUUGUUUCUUUUCUUUAAUUUUCUUUUUUUUUUUUUUUCUGGUGGUACAGUGGAUCAAACUCAUGACCUUGCCAAGCAGGUGCUUGUGCCACUGAGCUAAAUCCUCCCCCCCCCCCCCACCGCCCCGAGUCUCUGUUUUUAAGAAUGCAUGAAGGCUGGGCCUAGAAUUCAUGUCUGUUCAACUGAAUAUGUGCUACAUUAGUCAAGCUGAUCUUAAAAAAAAAAAAAAUUUUUUUUUUUUUUUUUUUAAGCAGGACACAUCACUUGCAAAUUAGGAUGCCCUACCACAUUGUUUCCAAAUAAGGAAAUGUUUCUUAGAUUUGCUAAAAAAAACUUCCAUACUUUUCAUCUAAGUGCUAGGGACAUGGCUUAUGAGGUUACACUAACCUGUGGCAUAAUAUCCUUACUAUAAGAGGCUUUAGAGAAGCCAGACAAAAGGUCCCACAUUGUAUAAUUUCAUUAAUAUGAAAUACUUGGGGAAGGUACAGUAUAUCUAUAGAUAGCAAAUUGAUGAUUCUAAGGACUUGGGGUGCAAAAGGAUAGGAAGCUGAUGCUUAAUAGGGUUUUCUUGUUCUAGUGUUAGAGGUAAGUAGCAUAGCAUUCUGAAUGUACCACUAAAUGGUUCACUUUAAAGUGAAAAACAAUUUUUUUUUUGAGAUGGGAAUCUCACUAUAGUUCAGACUGGCCUUGAUCUGUGUAACCAGGCUGGCCUUGUGGUGACCUGCCUCAGCCUCCCAAGUGUUGGGUUUACAGUGUGCACCACCACGCCUGGCAUAAAAUGGCUAAUUUUAUGUCAGGUGAAUUUCACCUCAGUGUUUUUGUUUUUAAAUUUAACAAGAGGAUUAGAGACUUAAGUAGUUUCAAAUUCUGGUCUUAAUUUCAUCAUUACUAUAAAAUUGAUUACUGAUUUCUCAAAUACAAAAAAGAGGUUGGAAAGAUAUGCAUGAUAUUUUAGUCUGUAAAAUAAACCCCUACAAACCCAGAAUCUUGUGUUGGGAUUACUGGGCUGGGAUAAUAUGCCUACAAACAGUGAAAGGAACUUGUAUCCUCAUGUUCAGGUCAGAAAACCUAUACGUGGCCUGACACCAUUAAAAGUCACACUGAAGUGAUCUGGCAGCUAAGGAGUCAUAAUGACAACUUUCUUGUGUAAUUCUUAGGAAUACAAUUUUUUUUGUCUGCCUGGAUCAGCAGUACUGAGGAGCAGAGCCUGGCCACUGACAGGUGUGUGGUGCUAGGUGAUCUGUUUAGUUAGUGAGAGAUGUAUAUAGAUGAGCUUAUAUACCCCAAGGUUGAUUUUUUUAAAUUUAGAUGUCUUGGCCCUAGAUAAAGGACAGUGAUAUUUAGCUGGGGUUCUUUUUUAUCUUAAGGGAAAAUAGUUUAGGGAAAAGGGAGAGUUCCUUUGAAAUGAGGUCCUGUGUGUUUGGUCAUAGUUCUGAAGCUUAGAACAUGGAGGGGAGGCCAUCGUGGCCCAAGAACAUCUCUGAAACCUGUUGCUAAUGGAAAUUCAUCUGCUGAAAAAAAUGCCUGUAGCCUGAAUUUGAAUGAGAGAGGUGGUAAGUCUUACCAUCACAAGCACUUGUGACCUCAGCAUAACAUCAUCAUACAGAAGCCCUCCAGCCUAAGUCUUUGCUCUUCCAGGAUAGAGAGCCACAUUGAUUGGUAUGUGUCACUGCAGGAUAUGGUGGCUUGGAAAUGGAUGUAUUAGAAGACCUUAAGUCCCUGCAGUUUGAAAACGGGAUUUCAGAGGAAGAUCGUUCCUGGCUUUAUCUGCGGGGCCGUUCUCGGGGACUAAUGAUUGAGGCCUGUGCCCAUGCAGUCUUCUUUUGCAAACUAGUCCGUAAUUUGAGAGAACUAAUACAUGAGAAUCAAGAUUCCACAUCACUGACAGGUGAUUCGGCUGACUUGGCCGCUGUUGAGGAAGAGAAGUUGAAAGUGGGCAUCAUCGGAGGCGGCCACCUCGGGAAGCAGCUGACCAGCGCGCUGCUGCAGCUCGGCCCGGUCCCCGCUGAGAGCCUGCGCAUCUCCACGCGGAGGCCCGAAUGCUUGACUGAGUUCCAGAAACUGGGCGUCCAGUGCUUUUACCAUAAUGCUUAUCUGGUUGUUUGGGCCAACGUGCUAUUCCUCUGCUGCGUGCCAUCUCAGCUGCCUCGUAUCUGCUUAGAAAUUCAAAACAGCCUUAAGACCACCUGCGUGGUGUACAGCUUCGUAGCUGCCAUCCCACUCCCCAGGUUGAAACUACUGCUGAACACCACCAAUAUUUUGCGGCCUAAGUAUCAGUGUACUGAGGAUUUUGACAACAUCUGGGGGGCCAAUAAAGAAAUUACCGCUGCCCUCCGAGAUCCUGUGAUUUUUCGGGCUACCUGCCCUUACAGUCCUGCCGGGGGAAUAACCCUUAAUAUCAAAUGGUUGGAGGGCGUGUUCUAUGCAUGCCUAAACAUCUGUACAGCAAGCAACAUGGCCCAUUCACAGGCGCUGCAGCUUCUGAAUAAAGUGUUUCUUUCUGUGCACUACGAAGGCUGUAAAACAGAUGAAACAUCUUGCCCCAAAUUUCAGUUAGCAGAUUUUGUCAACACAGUCUACAUGAAGAAUAUGUUUCAUAAAAGGCUUUUCCCCUGGUUUGAUCUGAUUGAUGUGCAACUCAAGGAAACUCCCUUUAGUCAGCGUCUUUCAAGCAGUACUGUUCUCCAAGAUCACCUUACCCAUCUAUACUGUGAUUCAUUUGGCAUCUCCCUAGUCAACAAAGAGAAGCCAGUGGUUUCCAUGGACUCUUCAUCCCAGUAAGAGAUCUCAGGAAUGAGGAGGAUUUCUUUUUCUCUUCUCACAGAUUUGUCCUCCGGGAUUAUGUCCUGAUUAUCCCAAUUGACAAGUAAUAACAUGAAUGUGUUGUGUUUGAAAAUUGUAUUGGUGGAUCUUUCAAAUGUAGAAUAAAUAAGAGGUCCUAUGCAUCAA
Molecule: messenger RNA, 4569 nt
Organism: Cavia porcellus (domestic guinea pig)
Lineage: Eukaryota; Metazoa; Chordata; Mammalia; Rodentia; Caviidae
Gene: Noxred1
Product: NADP dependent oxidoreductase domain containing 1
Exons: 6
Coding region: 3313-4401 (362 amino acids)
Biological process (GO): L-proline biosynthetic process
Molecular function (GO): pyrroline-5-carboxylate reductase activity
Source: RefSeq, a predicted model, not a curated record